GUGUUAAUAGAAAAGUGGAUUUUUUAGAACGCUCUUUUAUUUUUUAUUAUUGAGUCUGACAGCUUACUGUCACUUUUAUGUGAUGACAUAAUGUCAAAGUCCUCGUAAAAUAUAUAUAAAGGAAUUCUCAAGAAUGAUGGAGCCUACAUUAGUAAAUAUAAAAAAAGAACUCAAUGGUGAUUUCUCAACGUCUGAAAGUACAAAAGCAAGUGUAAUUCGUAUUUUGGACCAGAUCAGACGAUUUCAGGAACGCAUACGUAAACAUAUUGAGGAUAACUAUGUGGAAUUUAUGCCAAAUCAUACAACGUCGGACAUGUAUAUCGAUGAAGGAGAGACUCUAUUGCGUGAAACAGAGCAUUUGUUGAAAAAUGUUGGCAGCGAUGCAAGGCUGGCUUUAACAGAGGCCAACGCUGAACUGACGCAUUGUGUAGAUGAGUUGCGUGAAGUGGCUUUAGGUUUACGUGUUUCUUAUCGCAUAUUAAAAAUUGAUGAUUUAUUCCAAUAUGUGGAGGAAGCAAAUGCUACUAAAGACUAUUUGAUGGUUUUAGAUUUAUUGGGAAAAUUAAAAUGUUUGAUUUGCAGUGAAUCCGCAUCGGAGGUCGAUCGAUUGUUUCAAAAGGCUGACUGCUAUGAUACAAUCAAAGUAAAAUAUCAUAUUCAAGCAAAUAUAUUACAGCAAAAUCUGCAGCAGAGAUUUGAUCGUCUGGUUAUGUUCUCGGAAAAGAGUUUUCCGUCAGCAAAAAAUGUAACGCUCCAAGUAUCGAAGGAUGUCAAUCAAUUGCAGGACACUGUUAUGGCUUUAUUUCAGGCACGUUACAAUCCGAUGAAGAUAUGUGACUUCUUAUUGGAUAAUUGUUUUGUACCGAUGGUCACAAAGCCUGUUUCCGUCGAGUAUUCAACAGAUAAUGCUGAAUAUUACCAACUUAAUAUAUCGUAUUCGCUAAAGGAGCUCGGUAGAAGUUUACGACCUUCAUACAAGCAAGUGUUCAUGCAUAUCAAGUCGCUCUUAGAUUGUUUGACUAAUAUAAAUGUAAAUCUGUCCGGAAAUCAACAUGUAUUUACAAUAAUUGGAAGCCAUAUUAAAGAACGUCUGCUAAAGCUCAUUGUAAAUGAGUGUCUCAUCCAUGCAGUACCCGAAACGAUGGAUGAUUAUCAAGAGUCAACUCUAGUAGAUGAUGUUUUACGUUUCGAACAAACUUUAGCAGAUGCAUUUUUUAUUGAUCCUGAGACAGACUGUGCCCUCUCUGAGUUUACCCAAAAAUUUGAUACAUACUUUAGACAACGUUUUAGUAGAAAAGUUUUGGAAAGUGCUCGUGAAAUAAUGCAAAAAGAUUUGCAAGACAUGGCUACCAUAGCUGAGGGAAACACAGCCGAAGAAGUAGCAAAAAAUCCGUUUUUAUUUCCUCAAUGUAUGAUAUCGAAAAGUACUCUGGAAUUAGUGAAGUUAAUGGAACGUAUUUUACGCCAACCUAUGGAUACAUCAGCUAGUAUAGAAAGCGAAGAAGCUAAUAGUUUCCUGGCAGUAAUUCCAAUUAUCCUCAACACCUACGUGGAUAUUGUUCCAGAAAUACACGAAAAGUUACUUGAAAGUAUCCCCCAACAAGCAGUACUUUUCUAUAAUAAUUGCAUGUUUUUGGCACAUUGGGUUGCGAAAAAUGCUGAAACUGACAUACCUACUCAUCCGGCAUUAGUGAAAACUUUACAGGCGACUGGAGGCAGUAUUUUCAAAGCUCAAGUUUUGCAUCAGCAAAAAAUACUUAUGCAAAUAUUAAAGGACUUUGAUCUCUCAGACACACAUUCAAUUGGUUCGGCACCACUUAAAUUGUUACGCCAAUGUUUGCGACAAAUGGACUUGCUAAAAAAUGUUUGGUUGAAUGUAUUACCUGACGCUAUUUAUAACACAACAUUUUGUAAUUUGUUAAAUGAUUUUUGUCAAGAUAUAAUGAAGCGUAUACUCUCACUUGAAGAUAUAUCUGCCACAGUUGCUAGUGAAUUAAGUGAACUUAUCGAGGUGAUUUUGGAUAAAUCACCUGGUCUAUUUAAGGAUAAACAUGAAACUCUACGCGUUUCUUGUUGGAUGAAACUACAACAAUUAAAAAUGAUUCUAAAUGCAUCUUUGCAAGAAAUUACUGAGCAGUGGUGUGAUGGUGCCGGUAUUUUGACAGCUAAUUACAAAGCAGAAGAGAUUCGACAUUUAAUAAGAGCUUUAUUCCAAAAUACAGAUCGUCGUGCUAAAGCAUUGUCUAGAAUAGUUUAGUUAAGACUAUUAUUUAAUUUCUAUUUUUACAUCUGUAAUCUUUAUAUAUAAAAUGAAUUUAUGUAUACAUAUUAUUUAGUUUGUUUGAAAUGUUACAUAAGAGAUAUUCCAACUGAAAGGCUGUAUCGAUUUUCAAUAAUUACUAAAGUAAAUGCCAUAUUUCUGAAACGACAAA
Molecule: messenger RNA, 2432 nt
Organism: Lucilia cuprina (Australian sheep blowfly)
Lineage: Eukaryota; Metazoa; Arthropoda; Insecta; Diptera; Calliphoridae
Gene: Zw10
Product: centromere/kinetochore protein zw10
Exons: 6
Coding region: 134-2257 (707 amino acids)
Biological process (GO): endoplasmic reticulum to Golgi vesicle-mediated transport; mitotic cell cycle; mitotic spindle assembly checkpoint signaling
Cellular component (GO): nucleus; RZZ complex; chromosome, centromeric region
Source: RefSeq, a predicted model, not a curated record